Linum tenue is the source of this 840-nucleotide messenger RNA. The record is from the annotation of a GenBank genome assembly. NCBI's taxonomy places the organism in Eukaryota, Viridiplantae, Streptophyta, Magnoliopsida, Malpighiales, Linaceae.
ACCAUUGGAUCAGCACCCCUAGAGGAUAGGAUCUUGAGGCUACCAGGGCAGCCAGAGGUUAGCUUCCAGCAGUAUGCAGGGUAUGUGACUGUUGAUGAAACCCAGCAGAGGAAACUCUUCUACUACUUCGUUGAAGCUGAGACCAACUCCACUUCCAAGCCUCUCGUUCUCUGGCUAAAUGGAGAAGCAAACAUGAUAUACCUGGAAUCUCCUGCUGGAGUUGGUUUCUCUUACUCACAAGAUCCAUCAUUCUACAACUCUGUGAACGAUACCAUAACAGGACACUAUGUCCCACAACUGGCUCAAUUAAGCGUGGAGUCGGGAUCAAAUCUCUGCUUGAGAACCAUAGCUAAAGCUGAAGAUUCGAUAGACCUUUGCAUACAAGAUGAGAUGAACAAGUACUUAAACAGGAAAUAUGUUCAACAAGCUAUACAUGCCCAGCUUGUAGCCGUCAGCAACUGGACUGCUUGUACCCAUCGCGUAAAGUACGACGAGAGCAACUUGGAGAAUCCAACAAUUGGAGUGGUGGGAUCGUUGGUGGGUUCGGGCAUUCGAGUACUGGUUUACAGCGGAGAUCAAGAUGCUGCAAUCCCAUUCAUAGGUACAAGAAGCCUGGUGAAUCGUCAGUCGAAAAAGUUGGGAUUGAACACUACUCUGCCUUACAAGCCCUGGUUCGAUGAUGAAAAACAGGUUGGUGGAUGGACACAAGUCUACGGGGAGAACAACAAACUUGCAUAUGCAACCAUUAGAGGAGCCUCUCACAUGGCCCCACUCUCCUCGCCCAAGAGAUCACUCACUUUAUUUGCUGCAUUUCUUGCUGGGAAGCCAUUGGCAGCUUGA